AUGAGUUCACAAAAUUCUAGUCGAGAUUCUGGUGCCUUUACGAAUGUAAAUGACCCAAACAAGCCUGUUCAACACUAUUUGAACACGGUUUACCUAACUUUUGGAAGCCUCUGUUUUUUGGCUGCUUCUGGAGCUUAUACUGGCUUAUACCUGAUUAAA
Messenger RNA from Cetraspora pellucida, 159 nucleotides. The record is from the annotation of a GenBank genome assembly. NCBI's taxonomy places the organism in Eukaryota, Fungi, Glomeromycota, Glomeromycetes, Diversisporales, Gigasporaceae.